AUGGAGGUCCAUGAUCAUAAACCAAAGCUUUAUUCACCCCACCUCAGCCCAACAGUGGACUUUGCUAACCAGAAUGACAUUCACCUCCUCCUACUCCACAAAAUUUCUGGUAGCUGUAGCCUCACCUACUACCAAAACAAGAUCGAAUUUCCAAUUGCCGCAAAGAAAAACUUUGGGAAUUCACAUCUUCUUGUGGUUGGCACUUGUGAUGGGAUAAUUUGUCUUGCGGAUGAUAUCCCCUCUUAUGCUUACAACUUCUUUAUACGGAACCCAACCAUUAGAAAGUUGGUGACCCUUCCCAGGCCUGGUAUUACCUUUCGGUCGCAUGGUAGGAACAAUGCUUCUCUUGGGUCUAGUUUUGAUGCUAUGACCAAUGACUACGAGGUUGUGCGACUUGUGACUUUAUUGGAGGAAGAUGAGCAGCCAACUCUAGCUGAGGUUUAUUCCCUAGCCACGGGCACAUGCAGCAAUCUUGGUUGUGUUUCUCCUGCAUCUCUAAUAACAAAAACUGAAUCAGACGAAUAA
Molecule: messenger RNA, 525 nt
Organism: Prunus armeniaca (apricot)
Lineage: Eukaryota; Viridiplantae; Streptophyta; Magnoliopsida; Rosales; Rosaceae
Source: the annotation of a GenBank genome assembly